GGAAUGCCACCUUCUGCCCCCUGCCAUGCGAUGCCAACAGCUACUAUGACCCUUGCAUGACCGGCUGUCCUGCCACCUGUGUUGACCGAGAAGCCCCACAGAACUGCUCCAAGCCCUGCGUGGAGGGCUGCGCGUGUACCUCUGGCUUCCUGCUCAGCGGAGACACCUGCGUGCCCGAGGCCCAGUGUGGCUGCCUCUUUGAGGGCAACUACUACAGCCAAGGCGAGUACUUUGUGAGCGAGAACUGCACUCGCCGGUGCCGCUGUGAGGCCAACGGCCAGAUGAAUUGCUCUGCGUUGUCCUGUGGUGAGGACGAGGUCUGCAAGAUCCAGAAUGGCCAGAGGGACUGUUACCCGGCCAGCACCGAUCUCUGCCACAUCUACGGCGACCCGCAUUACAGCACCUUCGAUGGGAAGCUUCACCACUUCCAGGGCUCCUGCAACUACACGGUGGUGACGGGCUGUGGCAACUCCUCUGUUGGCUUCACUGUCACCACCCGCAACAAACAUCGCGGCAGCCCGACCUGGACAGCUCUGAACUCUGUGGCACUGUCCAUGGAAGGCCUCCACAUUGCGCUGCGCCAGAACAAGGCGGUCUACGUAAGCCCCUCGUUUUUACACCUGGGAACAACAGAUGCCCGAGGCACCAUUAAGUACCCCUCUGUCCCCAAGUGGAGCUUGAGAUUCCCUGAGCCUGCUGGCGUGCUCACAGAAGGGCACGGCAAGGCU
Messenger RNA from Calidris pugnax (ruff), 728 nucleotides. Its product is annotated as zonadhesin-like. Gene Ontology annotation, molecular function: protein binding. The annotation marks the transcript as partial. NCBI's taxonomy places the organism in Eukaryota, Metazoa, Chordata, Aves, Charadriiformes, Scolopacidae. The transcript has 3 exons. The record is from RefSeq and is a predicted model, not a curated record.